Messenger RNA from Chaetomium strumarium, 404 nucleotides. RefSeq lists its product as uncharacterized. The record is from RefSeq and is a predicted model, not a curated record. The coding region runs from base 16 to 285 and encodes 89 amino acids. The transcript has a single exon. NCBI's taxonomy places the organism in Eukaryota, Fungi, Ascomycota, Sordariomycetes, Sordariales, Chaetomiaceae.
CCGACUUCAUCAUCCAUGAUCUUGAUGUUCAGGUUCGCCAUGGCUGUCAUUCUCCGACUCCAUCCGGCACUGUUUAUAGGGCGCUUCCUCUACCCAGCGUAUCGCUCAGCGCCCCUUAUAGUCUUCCUCUGCCAAAUCCCGUCUUUAAUUUAUGCUUUCUCCGGUCUGUCUGGAGUCAAAAUGCAAACGCCAUCUGACUCGAGUACUUUUAGCUCUCGUUCAUUCCUCUUCCACCUAGGCGGGUCAUGGAAUAUCUCUCGUCUAAAUGGAAUGUUGAGCACAUGAUUAAGAGAUUACCCUGCGCUGCGUGGGAAGCUUGUUGUCGUUACUUAGGACGCUUGGUGACCGGAUCUUCGGGGAGCAUCGCCGCGUUAUCGUCUUCCCAGCCAAAGCUGUGUAAUAGC